Orycteropus afer afer is the source of this 2541-nucleotide messenger RNA. It is a transcript of the gene DNAAF2, whose product is annotated as dynein axonemal assembly factor 2. Lineage: Eukaryota; Metazoa; Chordata; Mammalia; Tubulidentata; Orycteropodidae. Gene Ontology annotation, cellular component: cytoplasm. Gene Ontology annotation, biological process: axonemal dynein complex assembly. The transcript has 3 exons. Bases 1 to 2541 code for a protein of 846 amino acids. The record is from RefSeq and is a predicted model, not a curated record.
AUGGCGAAAGCGACCGCCUCCUCGCCGCUGGAGGACUUGAACCUAAGCGGAGACGAGGUACAGCGGCUCACCUCUGCCUUCCAGGACCCCGAGUUCCGGCGUCUGUUCUCCAAGUACACGGAGGAGCUCGCAGACCCAGAGAACCGGCGUCGCUACGAGGCAGAGAUCACCGCUCUGGAGCGUGAGCGCGGAGUGGAGGUUCGGUUUGUGCACCCGGAGCCAGGCCAUGUGCUACGCACCAGCUUGGAUGGAGCGCGGCGCUGCUUUGUGAAUGUGUGCAGCAACUUGCUGGUGGGUGCGCCCAGCUGCCGGCCAAGCACUGGGGGCGCCGCGCCCGGCCACCACUGGUCCCUGCCCCACAGCCUGGCACCAGGGCGCGAGUACGCGGGCCGCCGGGGCACCCGCUACACGGUAUACGACGUGGUCUUCCACCCAGACACGCUCGCGCUCGCUCGGCGCCACGAACGCUUCCGCCACAUGCUGGACUCUACGGCCCUGGAGGCCAUCGAGAAGCAGUUCAGCGUAAAGCUGGACCGCAGGAAUGCCAAAGUGCUGAAGAUCAAGUACAAGGGGACCCCGGAGGCCGCUGUGCUCCGCACGCCGCUGCCCGGGGGUGCCCCGACCCAAUCCGAGGAGGAUCCUGAGAACCCUCGCCUCGAUUUCCCCUACCCCUACCGGUACCCGGCAGCCUCCGGGAACUCUCCGGUCGCCGAGACCCAAGCGCCCUCCCCUCCGGAGGAGACCCCGCCCCCCGCCCCCACCGAGCCUCGGUACAGCGUUGUGCAGCGCCACCACGUGGACCUGCAGGAUUACCGCUGCUCGCGGGACUCGGCCCCAAGCCCCGUGCCCCGCGAGCUCGUGGUCACCAUCGAGCUGCCGUUGCUGCGUUCGGCCGAACAGGCAGCAUUGGAGGUAACAGGCAAGCUGCUUCGCCUCGACUCAAGGAAGCCUGACUAUCAGCUGCGGCUCUCGCUUCCGUAUCCGGUGGACGACAGCCGCGGCAAGGCGCAGUUCAACAAGGCCCGGCGGCAGCUUGUAGUCACGCUGCCGGUGGCGCUACCUGCCGCACGCCGGGAGCCGGCCGCGGCGCCGGAAAGCCCAGCCGUCCUGUCCGGAACUGACGGCGCGGCCUGCGCUUCCGCUCUCCAGGGGACAGUGGGCCCGGCUGGGGGUCACGCAGGGGACCGAGACUCGAGUCCCUGUGGAGCUAGGCCUGCAGACGUCGGGGUCGUCAUCCCGGGAGCCCGUGAGGCGGCGUCCCCACCAUCCGGCGCUGAGGAGGAGCUAGUCCCCGAACCAGAAGAGCAGGAGUUUGGCGGACAUGCGGGGUCGCCGCCGAGCUUUCGGGAGGCUCUAUCUCCGAGACUAGGAAGCUCAUCUGGGGACGUUGGCGGAGGCCUUUCUUGUAUUUCAUCAGCGGACCCUGAAGUGAGGUCUUCUGCAGAAAGAGGGGGCGCAGGCACAGAUCUUAGCGUAGAGACGCACAUGGACUGGGAAGGCACUAGCAGGGAGCCCUCUGACAGAGCCAUGGGUGGUCCCGUGACCGAAAGCGGGGAACCUUUGUGUCCUCCUUUGCUGUGUAAUCAGGAUGAAGAAUUCCUGACUGUGGUAAUUCAAGUGCCUCGCAUCCUGCCGCAAAGUCUUAAAGGGGAUUUGAGCCCCUUUCGGUACAAAUUGUGCUUCUUUACACAAGACUAUGUUUACUAUUCUUUCUUUUUACAAUUUGCUCCAGAGAAUACAUUGAGUACCAAAGAACCCGUGAUUAGCAUUUCUUCAAACAAUGCAGUGAUAGAAUUGGCCAAAUCUCCAGAGAGCCAUGGACAUUGGAGAGAGUGGUAUUAUGGUUUAAACAACGAUUCUUUGGAGGAGAGGUUGUUUGUCAAUGAAGAAAAUGUUAAUGAGUUUCUUGAUGAGGCCCUGAGCUCUCCAUUCAAACCAACAAUAUCUCUAACCCCACCAUUAAUUGAAGUUCUUCAGAUUACUGAUAAUAAUAUUCAAAUUCAUACAAAGUUGCAAGAAUGUAGUGACUCUGAUCAGCUUCAUGUAAAGGAAGAAGUCAAUGAAGGGCAUCAUUUGUCUAAAAAAGAAAAUAUAGGACAUCUUACCACCACAAAUGAACGAGAACAUACACUGGGAAAUGCCAGACCUUCUGAUUCAUCUAUAGCAGAUAAUGCACGAGCAGCAGAGAGUUGUGGUUCAGGUACAUGCUUGCAACAAGAGUCUCUUGAUGUUUCUCAAGUGCUCUCUGGAAAAUCUCAGCAACCUGAGUCAAAAAUGGAACUAGAGUUUAUAAAAGAAAAGUGUGCUGUAUAUGCAAAUGAGGAAAAAGAGAAUUUAAAAGAACCACUAUUAACUGCAGACAAAGAAUUAGAUGGAGCUCAGCUAUCUGCACUACAGAACAAAACUACAGUUCAUCAUGUAUCUGCUUUACAAAGCAUAAAAGAAAGAAACACGCAGGAUGGUAGUGUGCAAAUUAUUAAAGAUCAUGUGACUCAUUGUGCAUUCAGCUUUCAGAAUUCUUUGCUGUAUGACUUAGACUAA